Cordyceps fumosorosea ARSEF 2679 is the source of this 1122-nucleotide messenger RNA. RefSeq names its product Glycoside hydrolase, family 3. The record is from RefSeq and is a predicted model, not a curated record. Gene Ontology annotation, molecular function: hydrolase activity, hydrolyzing O-glycosyl compounds. The transcript has a single exon. Bases 1 to 1122 code for a protein of 373 amino acids. Gene Ontology annotation, biological process: peptidoglycan turnover; carbohydrate metabolic process. Lineage: Eukaryota; Fungi; Ascomycota; Sordariomycetes; Hypocreales; Cordycipitaceae.
AUGCGUCUCGUUGAAGCCGCCGCGACUCUCGGCCUACUCCUCGGCACCCACGCCAAGCCCUGCCGUGGCGCCGCCGCCUCCGAUCUCGACAUCCUCGCCGGGCAGCAUGUUAUCUACUCCUUCCCCACGUCCAGCACGCCGCCCGCCGAGCUCGUGAAUCUCACCUCCGCCGGCCUCGUCGGCGGCGUCAUCCUCUUCGGCGUCAACGUCGACGCCAACACCGCCGCCGCCAUGGACACCCUGCGUAGGGCGUACGCCGCCUCCCCCGCGCCCGCCCUGCUGAAGAAGACGACCGGCGAGGCCGGCGCCAUAAAAUUCUUCGUGUCGACGGAUCAGGAGGGCGGGCAGGUGCGUCGCAUGAAGAACGACGAGCCGAAGCUCUCCGCGAAGCAGAUUGGCGCGGCCGCGGACCCGGCGGCAGCCGGCAAGGCGGCGGGCGAGGGCGCGGCGGCGACGCUGAGGAAGUUCAACAACAACGUGAACCUGGCGCCGGUGCUAGGCGUGUACCGCGCGGCGGGCGACUUCCUGGACUACUACGGGCGAUCAUUUGGCAACACUUCGCAAGCGGUCGUCGCCGCCGCGGUGCCCUUCCUCACUGCGCAGCAGGCGGCGGGGGUCGCUGCGACCGCGAAGCACUUCCCGGGGCUCGGCGCCGCUUCGCACGACGCCAACACGGAUGAGCGCCCCGUCACCCUCGACCUGUCGCUGGAGGAGAUACGGCGUGUCGACGAGGCGCCGUACGUGGCGGCCAUCGCCGCGGGCGUGCAGCUGGUCAUGCCGUCGUGGGCCGUGUACCCCGCGCUGGACGCGGCGCGCCCGGCCGGGCUGAGCGGCAAGUGGCUACGGGAGGAGCUGCGCGGGCGGCUGGGCUUCCAGGGCGUGACGGUGUCGGACGCGAUGGAGGCCGGGUCGCUGAGCGCGUUCGGGGGCGCGGCGGAGACGGCGACGCUGGCGGCGGAGGCGGGCAUGGACUUGCUGCUGGCGAGCGCGCGCAACGUGACGCAGGGCGAGGAGAUUCGCAAGGCGCUGGUGAGCGGCGUGUCGUCGGGGCGGCUGAGCAGGGCGCAGUUUGACGAGGCGACGAAGAGGAUCGCGGCGUUGCGGAGCAGGUUGUGGGCGUAA